AAUAGAUAUUAUUUGUAGAAAUGGUAGGUGUUCGGAUCAUGAGAAGUCCGUUGUUGCAAUUUCCGGUGCAUGUUCCCAAGACCGAGAAGACUUAUUGCAAGAAGUGCAAUAAGCACACUGAGCACAAAGUUACUCAGUACAAGGCUGGAAAGGCUUCUCUGAGACCUCAGGGCAAGCGUCGAUACGAUAUGAAGCAGAAGGGUUAUGGUGGUCAGACCAAGCCUAUCUUCCACAAGAAGGCUAAGCAGACCAAGAAGCUGGUGCUCCGUCUGGAGUGCAAGGAGUGCAAGAUGAGAGCUCAGAGACCUCUUAAGAGAUGCAAGACCCUUGAGAUUGGUGAGAAGAAGAACAAGGAUGCCCAGACCUAUUAAGCAGUUCUUUGCGUUUCCUAUGAAUAAAUCUCUUGAAAGAUU
Messenger RNA from Blastocystis hominis, 413 nucleotides. RefSeq lists its product as hypothetical. The coding region runs from base 39 to 371 and encodes 110 amino acids. Gene Ontology annotation, molecular function: structural constituent of ribosome. The record is from RefSeq and is a predicted model, not a curated record. Gene Ontology annotation, cellular component: ribosome; cytosolic large ribosomal subunit. The transcript has 4 exons. Lineage: Eukaryota; Bigyra; Opalinata; Blastocystidae. Gene Ontology annotation, biological process: translation.